Gymnodraco acuticeps is the source of this 552-nucleotide messenger RNA. Its product is annotated as lens fiber membrane intrinsic protein-like. Gene Ontology annotation, molecular function: structural constituent of eye lens. Gene Ontology annotation, cellular component: plasma membrane. Lineage: Eukaryota; Metazoa; Chordata; Actinopteri; Perciformes; Bathydraconidae. The record is from RefSeq and is a predicted model, not a curated record. Bases 1 to 522 code for a protein of 173 amino acids. The transcript is spliced from 4 exons.
AUGUACAGCUUUAUGGGAGGGGGCCUUUUCUGUGCCAUAGUUGGUAAUAUCCUGUUGGUGGUCUCCACUGCAACGGACUACUGGAUGCAGUACCGUCUCUCUGGAAACUAUGCCCAUCAGGGCCUGUGGAGGUACUGCAUCUCCAACAAGUGCUACAUGCAGACUGACAGCAUAGCUUACUGGAAUGCGACCCGGGCCUUCAUGAUCCUUUCAGGGAUGUCUUGCUUUGCCGGCAUCAUAGCUGGCAUCAUGUCUUUUGCUCACUUCUCCUCUUUUGAAAGGUUCAACCGCUCCUUUGCUGCAGGAAUCAUGUUUUUCGUCUCCACUUUCUUUGUUCUGCUCGGUAUGGCCAUUUACACUGGAGUGACAAUCAACUUCCUCGGGAGACGCUUUGGGGACUGGCGCUUCUCCUGGUCCUACAUCCUGGGCUGGGUGGCCAUGCUCAUGAACUUCUUUGCAGGUAUUUUCUACAUAUGUGCCUACAGGAUGUGUGAGUGCAGGAGAGGGAACGGCCCUCGAUAGAGGGCGACAGACAGUUUGUUUAAAAGAGGA